CGGCGGGAUGGAGGCGGCGGGACGCGCGCUCGGCUGCGGGUCCGGGUGAAGCGGGGCGGAGCCGGCGCGGAGCGGGAGCCGGGCCCGAGCGGGAGGCGCAGGAGGCACGGCCAUGGCCACGAUGGUGCUUCCCCGGGAGGAGAAGCUGAGCCAAGAUGACAUCGUGCUGGGCACCAAAGCUGUCAUCCAAGGGCUGGAGACCCUGCGUGGGGAGCACCGUGCCCUGCUCGCUCCCCUGGUCACUCAUGAAGCCAGCGAUGCCGAACCCGGUUCCCAGGAGCGCUGCGUCCUCCUGCGGCGCUCUCUGGAGGCCAUCGAGCUGGGGCUGGGGGAGGCCCAGGUGAUCCUGGCGCUGUCGAGCCACCUGGGGGCCGUGGAGUCGGAGAAGCAGAAGCUGCGGGCUCAGGUGCGGCGCCUGGUGCAGGAGAACCAGUGGCUGCGGGAGGAGCUGGCAGGGACGCAGCAGAAGCUGCAGCGCAGCGAGCAGGCGGUGGCCCAGCUCGAGGAGGAGAAGCAGCACUUGCUGUUCAUGAGCCAGAUCCGCAAGCUGGAUGAGGACACAUCCCCCAACGAGGAGAAGGGAGAUGUCCCCAAAGACUCUCUGGAUGACCUGUUCCCCAACGAGGAGGAGCAGAGCCCAGCCCCCAGCCCUGGAGGAGGGGAUGUAGCUGCCCAGCAUGGGGGCUACGAAAUCCCAGCCCGGCUCCGCACCCUGCACAACCUGGUGAUCCAGUACGCCUCGCAGGGCCGCUACGAGGUAGCCGUGCCCCUGUGCAAGCAGGCCCUGGAGGACCUGGAGAAGACAUCGGGCCAUGACCACCCCGACGUGGCCACCAUGCUGAACAUCCUGGCGCUGGUCUACCGGGACCAGAACAAGUACAAGGAGGCUGCCCACCUGCUCAACGAUGCCCUGGCCAUCCGCGAGAAGACGCUGGGCAAGGACCAUCCUGCUGUGGCUGCAACACUGAACAACCUGGCGGUUCUGUAUGGCAAGCGGGGCAAGUACAAGGAGGCCGAGCCCCUGUGCAAGCGGGCAUUGGAGAUCCGGGAGAAGGUCCUGGGCAAGUUUCAUCCAGAUGUGGCAAAGCAGCUGAGCAACCUGGCCCUGCUGUGCCAGAACCAGGGCAAAGCUGAGGAAGUGGAAUACUACUACCGGCGGGCGCUGGAGAUCUACGCCACCCGCCUCGGGCCUGACGACCCCAACGUGGCCAAGACCAAGAACAACCUGGCCUCCUGCUACCUGAAGCAGGGCAAGUACCAGGAUGCAGAGAUCCUGUACAAGGAGAUCCUCACGCGCGCGCACGAGAAGGAGUUUGGCUCUGUGAACGGGGACAACAAGCCCAUCUGGAUGCACGCAGAGGAACGGGAGGAGAGCAAGGAUAAGCGCCGGGACAGCACCCCCUACGGGGAAUAUGGCAGCUGGUACAAGGCCUGUAAAGUAGAUAGCCCCACAGUCAACACCACCCUGCGCAGCUUGGGGGCCCUGUACCGGCGCCAGGGCAAGCUGGAGGCCGCGCACACGCUGGAGGACUGUGCCAGCCGCAGCCGCAAGCAGGGCCUGGACCCUGCCAGCCAGACCAAGGUGGUGGAAUUGCUGAAAGAUGGCAGUGCUGGGCGGGGAGACCGCCGUGGCAGCCGUGAGGGGGCCGGGCCACGAUCUGAGUCUGACUUGGAGGAAACAGGGCCUGCCGCUGAGUGGAGUGGGGAUGGCAGCGGCUCCCUGCGGCGCAGUGGCUCCUUUGGGAAGCUCCGAGAUGCUCUAAGGCGCAGCAGCGAGAUGCUGGUGAAAAAGCUGCAGGGUGGUGGCCCCCAGGAGCCCCCUAAUCCCAGGAUGAAGCGGGCCAGUUCCCUCAACUUCCUCAACAAGAGUGUGGAAGAGCCAGCCCAGGCUGGAGGGACAGGCCUCUCUGACAGCCGCACCCUCAGCUCCAGCUCCAUGGACCUCUCCCGACGAAGCUCCCUGGUGGGCUAAUCCUGAAGGCGCCACCAGCGCCAGAGCCUCCUCCCGCCACUCUCCCUACCCCAGCCCUGCGCUUGGGCCUGCUGCUUGCCCGCCUGUCUCUCCCAAGAACCCGUCUUUUCUGUUCAAUCUCAGGGUAACCUCCUCCCUUGUCAUUUCUGCCUGAGCCCUGGAGGCUGGGCCUGCCUGUUCCAGCUCUGCCCCUUAUUUAUUCCUUCCAGCAGGGCCCCCUCUUCCCUAGGUUCAGGGCCAUGGGAGAGGCUAGCCCUGGUCUCCAAGGUAGACACUCAGUAGCCCCCCUCGCCACCCCCGCCCCCACCCCGGGCCAGGAACACGAAGCCCCCGCGUCCUCCAGCACCCCUGCCCUCGGCCCAUCGCUUCUGUAUAUAGAGAAAUAAGUUAUUGGCCGCGCCCUCCCCUCAGUUCAAGGUGUACCUGCCUCACCCCGCCCUUCUCCAGUGGUACCGCCCAGGCCUUAAUCACCCCCAUUUCGCGUGGUGGUAUCUCCCAGGCACCACCUUUCCGGGCGGCGCCUCCCCCAAGGGUCCCUGGGUCUUCUCGCGUCCCUCCUGGCCUCCGAGGGGCACCCCGCCCCACCAUCACCCCUCGGCGCCGGGCCUGUGCACUGCCCGCCCCCAGGCUCGGCCGGGCGCUGCGCCUCCCACGCCUGCUGCUUCGCGAGGGGCGGGGACGGCCGUGCCGGAUGGGCCGCCCCACUUCUGGGGGAGGGGGUGUCAGGCGGUCGCUCUCUAUUUUCAAAUGUUGCUGUAGAAAUAAAGACGGUUUG
Messenger RNA from Talpa occidentalis (Iberian mole), 2747 nucleotides. It is a transcript of the gene KLC2, whose product is annotated as kinesin light chain 2. Gene Ontology annotation, biological process: microtubule-based movement. NCBI's taxonomy places the organism in Eukaryota, Metazoa, Chordata, Mammalia, Eulipotyphla, Talpidae. The transcript has 16 exons. The record is from RefSeq and is a predicted model, not a curated record. Gene Ontology annotation, molecular function: kinesin binding. Gene Ontology annotation, cellular component: membrane-bounded organelle; kinesin complex; cytoplasm. The coding region runs from base 113 to 1972 and encodes 619 amino acids.